This is a messenger RNA of Peronospora farinosa, 417 nucleotides long. NCBI's taxonomy places the organism in Eukaryota, Oomycota, Peronosporomycetes, Peronosporales, Peronosporaceae. The record is from the annotation of a GenBank genome assembly.
AUGGCGGCCGUCAAUGGCACGGGAGUUGUCAGGGCAGUGCUGCAGCACGUGUGGCAACAUCACAUCAUGGUUGCAGCACAGGUGGCGAGACGUCUAGUCGCUGCAUUUUAUUCCGGGGCCGAAGCGUUGGAGUUGUUACCAGAUCCACGCUCGGCGGUAGCGCGAAGCGGGAUUCUGUGUACCGCCGCGCCACACGAAAGAGCAGCCAGCACCACCAAAGGCGCGCACCAUAUCACGCUGUAUACCGUAGCAUCGUCUCUACUUUCAUUCCAGCCUCGAUGUGGGUCAUCUCGAUUGGAGCUGGAGAGCGUCUGCUACGCAGCCAUAGCAGUUGCCAGGGUCGAGGACGAAGUGCAUCGGACACCUGCCGACCCGCUCCUGCGCGACAUCGCGGACGAACUUGUCCGGCGAAUGUAG